GUCGAUGAGACGUGAAGUUUCUUAAAUCUUAAAACACUUGAAAACCGUUAUUAAAAUAGGUAGUUGAUAGAGAUAAAAAAUUGAGUCAUUGCUCGGAAUAUGUUUUCUGGUUGAAUCUCUUGACUAUCAUUACAAUAAAUUCUUCAUCAUAAGAUUUAGUUAUUGGAGAAAGAAUUAAGUGUUUGGCAUAAGUGUUUUAUUCUAGAUCAUAAGAUUUAUUUUGCUUUCGACUAUCAUAUGAAUAAUGAUCAUUAGCAAAUUUGUUAAGAGACUAUUGAAAGAGUAAAAGUAUUUCUAGAUUGAAAAGUAUUUAAAAUGUGAAUACUCAAGCAAUUUUUCAAGUUUUUAGGAAUAGGUAGACCAGUGUACACCAGUGUAUCUCUUACUUCUAGAAAAGAAUGCAGUACAAGUUUCCAUUAACAUUCUUUUCCAGUUAGUGGAUUCGUAAAAAACGUUUCUGACUUAUCUGAAUUGAACUGCUUGAUUGGUUUGUACUCCCUCACCAUAUUUACGGUCAACAGACUGAUACGAACAUGGAGAUUCCGCAUGUCCUUCAGGAUUAUGUUCGAUGAUAUGCCCUGCGUUGACUGGAUUCUACAGUUGUGCUGGAAUAUAUACUUGGCCAGAGAAAGCAAGGAGUAUUCUCUGGAAGAAGACUUGUAUGCAAAAUUGGUGUUCAUCUACAGGUCACCUCAGACUCUCAUAGAGGUCACGAGACAUUCGCCCGAUAAGUAUAAGAUAAAGGAUGAGUGAGGUCGUUUCUCUAUAUGACUUCCUUUAGUUAUAUAUUUUAUAUUAUCUAAUACACUCUUAGCUCCUUUGAAUGUAUUUGGUUUCAUAAGAGUUUAGAGCGGGUAGAUUUAUUUCAAAUGUAUAAUAUUAGUAUUUUUAAAAUAGUCUCUAAUUAUAUGUUAUAACAGCUUACAUUCUCAAGAUAGUUUAAGGUGGUUGGAUAUUUUUUAUAAAUGGAUUAAACUUCCU
Messenger RNA from Nilaparvata lugens (brown planthopper), 981 nucleotides. RefSeq names its product piezo-type mechanosensitive ion channel component-like. Gene Ontology annotation, cellular component: membrane. Gene Ontology annotation, biological process: regulation of membrane potential; cellular response to mechanical stimulus; detection of mechanical stimulus. Gene Ontology annotation, molecular function: mechanosensitive monoatomic ion channel activity; monoatomic cation channel activity. The record is from RefSeq and is a predicted model, not a curated record. Lineage: Eukaryota; Metazoa; Arthropoda; Insecta; Hemiptera; Delphacidae. Bases 547 to 753 code for a protein of 68 amino acids. The transcript is spliced from 3 exons.